AUGGCUCGCUCAGGGAUACGUGGCUUUUUUGGCCAGCGAGGCCCCCGACGGGAGAUAGGAGAGCCAUUGCAGAAGAGCUUGGUGACGACCAAAGAGGCUGAGGACGUUUGGUGGACAGCGCCCCAAAGCAAGAGCAAAGGUCGGGAGGCGCAAGGUGCGCCGAAAACGCACAAGGUCAGACAGGUGUUUUUGCACGAGAGCGACUCGGAGAAGGUAGGGGCUAAUCACUGCGACCACGUUCGUCGCGAGCCCCAGGAUGAAGAUGCCGGAGCUUGGAGCACCGAAAUUACGGAUACGGCAGAGGAACCACUUUGGAGUCGGAUGGGAGUGUCAAAGGUUGGAGAUGCUAGUGCAUGGCUGCAACCGGACAUCCAGGAGGACACCACUACAGGGAGCCAACGAAAUGCAGAGGAGGGUGAGGAUGCAACCACCUGGACCCCGACAUUGAGCCAAGGAACGGAGGAAGAAGCAAUCACGAAUCAAAGGAUAGCAGAGGCUGACGUUUUUUGGAGCACGGAGCCGGCAAGCCAGCCUUCCAGCGAGGGAGUGCGGCGCUCGAAUCCGAAGAGAAGAGCAAAGGCCCCGACAGAGGCUGACUCAGCGCCCAAAAGAAAGGCAGCGAGCAAGGCGGAGGCGCCUCGCGCCCGGGCCAAAGAUGCCGGGAAAGCCCGCUCGAGAUCAGUGCCGGAAGAAGGCUACGACCGGGCGGCGGUGAAGCUGCGCACACCCGUGGAGGUCACGCUGGCUACAGGAAGGGCUCAAAGCAAGCCUCCUGGCGGCAAGGGGAAAGGAGCCGAGAGAGGCCUGUGGGCGCCAGACGCCGAAAGGCCCAAGGUGCAGGCCGCGUCAGCUUGGGAGCAGGCGUCAUCCACCUUGCGACCAGAGCGACCAGAGCGACCAGAGCGACCAGAGCGACCAGAGCGACCAGAGCGACCAGAGCGACCAGAGCGACCAGAGCGACCAGAGCGACCAGAGCGACCAGAGCGAGGAGCGCAGAUGGAGUCCGGAGGUUCCCUCCCCUCGCGGCCUCGAUCGAAAUGGCGAGCCAUCGGCAAGGUGCAGUCGGGGGAGCUGGUCCAGGGUAGGGUGACCUGCUUCGCAGAGGAGGGUGUUAUGAUCGACUUCGGUUGCAUGGUUCAGGGCCUGCUUCCGCACUCAGAGAUCGAUUUUCCGGCAUUUCCUGGAGACCUGUUGGUAUCUCUGAUCGUCGAAUCUGUCAAUGUCAAGGAGGAGCGUAUCCUUUUGCACCUCCAUGACAACGGCUGGGAGGCUGAGCUUUUGAGGAAGGGCAACGAGGAGCCUGGCCUCGCGAGGGGGAACUCCAGGAGACGUGGAGGCACCCCGGCUCCGAGACAGAGAGCCGUGUCUCCUGAUCUGAGGAGGGACUUCCCCGAGCCGGACGAGGUGCCGAGGCUCACGCGCUCGGAGAUGCGGGGAGGGAUCAACCGCAUCAAAGUUGCACAUUCGGAUCUACCGCCAUUUGGGAGCUGUGGCAAUCCGAGGCCGACUGCUCCACGGCCCAAUCGGUUUCAGAAGCGGCGCAAAAACAAAGAGGCGGACAGCAGUGGUGCGGAGGACAAGCUUGUGGAGAACUUGCUGCCGGAGAUCCGUAAGGCACGGCGUCAGCAGAACAAAUGA
This is a messenger RNA of Effrenium voratum, 1638 nucleotides long. The record is from the annotation of a GenBank genome assembly. NCBI's taxonomy places the organism in Eukaryota, Dinophyceae, Suessiales, Symbiodiniaceae.